CUUUCUUUCGGGGACUUUCCCUCGUCGUCGACGGGGGGCCUUGGCCGUAAGAGGAAACUAUCUAAGGGCGAGGGCAGAUUUGGCGACAGGGGAGUCCCGUCAUGUAGGAAGGCACAAAUCAUGUGAAGAUGGGACUCUUGGUAUUUGUGCGAAACCUGCUGCUAGCCCUCUGCCUCUUUCUGGUACUGGGGUUUCUUUAUUACUCUGCGUGGAAGCUUCACUUGCUCCAGUGGGAGGACUCCGAUUCAGUGGUUCUUACCUUUGACUCCGCUGGACAAACACUAGGCUCAGAGUAUGACCGCCUGGGCUUCCUCCUGAAGCUGGACUCGAAACUGCCUGCUGAGUUAGCUACCAAGUACGCCAACUUCUCGGAGGGAGCUUGUAAGCCUGGCUACGCUUCCGCCCUGAUGACCGCCAUCUUCCCCCGGUUCUCCAAGCCAGCACCCAUGUUCCUGGACGACUCCUUCCGCAAGUGGGCUAGGAUCCGGGAGUUUGUGCCACCUUUUGGGAUCAAAGGUCAAGAUAAUCUGAUCAAAGCCAUCUUGUCCGUCACCAAAGAGUACCGCCUGACCCCUGCCCUGGACAGCCUCAGCUGCCGCCGCUGCAUCAUCGUGGGCAACGGAGGUGUGCUUGCCAACAAGUCUCUAGGCCCUCGGAUUGACGACUAUGACAUCGUGGUCAGACUGAACUCCGCCCCCGUGAAAGGCUUUGAGAAGGACGUGGGCAGCAAAACCACCCUGCGCAUCACCUACCCCGAGGGCGCCAUGCAGCGGCCCGAGCAAUACGAGCGGGACUCUCUCUUUGUCCUCGCCGGCUUCAAGUGGCAGGACUUCAAGUGGCUAAAGUACAUCGUCUACAAGGAGAGAGUGUCCUGGACUCACAACAUUCAGCGAGAGAAAGAGUUUCUGCGGAAGCUGGUGAAAGCGCACGUCAUCACCGACCUAACCAGUGGCAUCUGAGGAGGGCCCCCGCACGUGGCCCCCAGGGACCGCCAGGAACAAGCAGCAGCCCCCGCCACCUGCCCGCUUCGCUGGCUGAGACGCACCGGAGCCUUCACACCCAGAGAAGGAUAGUGCCAAGUGCCCCCUCCCCCCGCCCCCCACCCGGGAGUGGCAAGACCCUGGCAGGGCAGCCAGAGUACCUGCUGGAGGCCCGCCUCAGAGACAGCACUCACCCUCCCGCUCAGCCUCGGUCCUGGAAGCAGGGGGCUGGGAAGCAGCCUGCCAGGCCCCACAGGCCCAGCAUGCAGGAGGUGACACAGGAGGCAGCAAGGUGGCUGCUGGGAUCCUUUCUCUGAUCAGUGUUUGGUGUAUUCUCAUUUGUGCAUUGGGGGGGCGGGGGGAAAUGGGGAUAAUUUAUUUUUAAAUAAGGUUGGAGAUGUCUCAUGUGGUCUACUUGUCAUGCAGAAAGAGGCCCACUAGAGGGCCCAGCUGACAGCAACUACCCAUCUGUGGGCUCCCUAUAAAAGUGGGGGGGGGUGCCCUGACUGGCCUGCCCACUUCAAGGCUGCAGGGAGGUGGGCAGGAUCCCAUGCCAGCCCCCCUCUAACUCAUGACAUGGCUUGCCCUUUCUUGGGGAGAAGAUGGGAUAUUCUCACUCACCAGCUCCAGUUCACUCCAGAGGGAAAUCCUGGAGUCAUCCCUCUGAGCCAACAAGAAGCCCUAGGCUAGAGCAGAGAACUUUAAAGCUUGGGAGAGGCCUAGCCCAGGGGAAGGGCUCCCCUCUCCAUCUGCAGCUGAUCCAGAGGACUGUGCCCCAGAUCUGGACUGACCAACUUAGCUGCUCUGCUCUGGGUUUCAGCAAGGAGACUGCGGGGGGCCCUUCAGCCUGGACCAGAGGGAAGUAAGGCCCAAGGACCUCACCGAGACUGGCAGCAGCCAUUCUCGGUUGCCACCAUGGAAGCAAUAAAGCUCUUCCCUGAA
Messenger RNA from Echinops telfairi (small Madagascar hedgehog), 1922 nucleotides. It is a transcript of the gene ST3GAL3, whose product is annotated as ST3 beta-galactoside alpha-2,3-sialyltransferase 3. Gene Ontology annotation, molecular function: sialyltransferase activity. NCBI's taxonomy places the organism in Eukaryota, Metazoa, Chordata, Mammalia, Afrosoricida, Tenrecidae. The transcript has 10 exons. The record is from RefSeq and is a predicted model, not a curated record. Bases 129 to 959 code for a protein of 276 amino acids.